Messenger RNA from Astyanax mexicanus (Mexican tetra), 2153 nucleotides. It is a transcript of the gene vstm2b, whose product is annotated as V-set and transmembrane domain containing 2B. The coding region runs from base 506 to 1255 and encodes 249 amino acids. The record is from RefSeq and is a predicted model, not a curated record. NCBI's taxonomy places the organism in Eukaryota, Metazoa, Chordata, Actinopteri, Characiformes, Acestrorhamphidae. The transcript is spliced from 5 exons.
GCGCACGAGCGUACACACACACACGAGCGCGCGCACGCACACACACACACACAGCGGCUCCUCAGUGCUGCUCUGCCUCUUUGUGCGCGCGGAUGUGGAGGCGCUGCCGCUGCUGCUGUUGAGCGGUUCCGGUUUUGUUCCGUCUGUAUAUUUGGAUAUUACGUUUUUUUAUUUUAUUUUAGGGGGAGUUUUUUGUUGUUUUGUUUGUUUGUUUGUUUGCCGCAGUUUGUUUAUUUACCGCAGGUUGUUGUUUACCGCAGGUUGUUUUUUUUAGUGCGCGGGCGAUGCGCGCGGGGUGGCGCGGAGGACGGUGGUGGACGGCGGCGCGCGCUCAGGAUGCUCAGGAGUUUCAUCCGGGGAUUUAAAGCUUCCACCCUGCAGCACGGAGCGCCAGCCGCUGCGGAGCAGGAGCGUUUUCACUAAGGAGGAGGAGGAGGAGGAUGAAGGAGGGUUCGCGCGCGCGCGUGUGUGUGUGAGUGAGUGCGUGUGAGCUGAGCGCGCCGAGAUGGAGGCGCACGCGCUCCGCGGCCUCCUGCUGCACCUCCUGCUGUCCUGGACUAACGCGGCGUUCACGGAGGUGCCAGUGGAUGCGAGUGUGUGUGAGGGGGAGGAUGUGGAGAUGCCCUGUGCUUUUCGGGCUGUUGGAGUCGGACCGCUCGCGCUAGAGAUUCAGUGGUGGUACCUGAGAGAGGCAGCGGACCUGCAGCUCAGCACACAACCCAACAGAGCCAAGGUGGUCCCGAGAGAUGCCACGAAAAUCAGCACGGUGAGAGUUCAGGGUAACGCCAUUUCCCACAAGCUCAGUCUGUCCAACGUGCGGAAGGAGGACGAGGGCGUGUACGAGUGCCGCGUUUCGGACCUGUACUCUGACGAAACUCAGGAUUAUAAAGUCCAGGCCACCCUGCGGGUCACGGCGCGGCACGGCAUGCUGGCGGAAGAGGCCGUGAGUCACAUCCAGAACCGCUGGAGUCUGAGGAACAGCAACGCGGCGGCGGCGGCAGGGGGGCGGGUCACUCCUGAACCCGGACAGGGGAAACCUCACGUGCCCCUAGAGGGGGCCGCAAUCGACCCCCAACCUCAGACCACCACCUCCAUGGCCUCCGCCGCCAAAUCCUCCGCUUCCCCCCGGCCGGGGAACGCCGCCAUCCGGCAGCAGCACGGAGCCGGUUCUGGAGCCAUGGCAACCACCGAGCCCCUGCUCUACAUCACCCUGCUGAUUCUGCAUAAGCUCCUCCCUUUCCUGUUUGCUCACUGAAGGACUUCGACCAAACAGGCUGACCUUUUCACUUUAUUUACCAAACAAAAAAGGAAAAUAUAUAAAUAAAUCUAUCUACCAUAAAGGCACAUCACCGACACGGCUGGACACAGCAGCAGCGGCGGCGGUUCUGGGAACGUGACUCUGACUCUGACGGAUGGAUCACGGUAACGGAAAAGCGUCUGGAGCUGAAGGGGAGGAGACUCAUCUGGAGUUUAACGCUAAAAGGACUGUAUGAGAAGCAUGAUGAUAAAAAAAUAUAUAUAAAAAAAUUCUAUGUGAAUUAGAGAUCACAUCUGUGUCCCACACACACACGACCCGAACCCACCAAUCGCUGGUUCCGUUUCCUCGUGUUCGCCCUGCGGAGUGCAUGGCUCUAUUUAUUUUCCCGUGGAAUUUCAUUUCCCUUAAAGUUUCAUUUUAGGUUUUUUUUAAUGAAUUUUUAUCGUCAUAUUCUGCUCAGUGUGAUUCAAAAACAUUUAUAUUUUUAUUGGUUCCAUUUUUGACAAAACAACUAAAACACAGUUUUUUUAUUGAUCUGAUCUGAUUUAUUUUUUGCAUGAACUGUUGAUUUCCAGAUUCGAUGGUCAGUGGGGCUCAUCUGUGUCCACUGUUCUACUGUGUGUGAGCAAGAGUGUGUGUGUGUGUGUGUGUGUGUGCGCACACGCGCAAGUGUGCGUGUUCCAUUCAGUUCUACUGCAGUUUUUUUUCACAGUGUACAAAAAUGCGAUAUAUUUUGAUCAGAAAAGGCACACGUUUCCAUAGUUGUUGUUAGUCACCUUCAAUAAUGUUUAUUUUUAUUAAAGAUAUGGUGAUCAAGUUACAACAUUCAUUUAUAAAAAGAAAAAAACAGUACGAUGCCAACACCAGUUGAAAUAAAGGUUGUUUCUUUUUUUAA